GACUACUAGUAAUCCCGUCAAGUCGAGCCCUCUCAAUCGCUUCUAACCACUGAACCAUUUUCCAUACCGCCAUAUCAUAUCUGAAUCUCCUGGCAAACUAUUCUUGUUGCGAAAACGACGUAUGCCCUCGUAAACCUUCCGUCUGCACACCAUGUCUUUGUCUGCGUAUCGACACCUUUGGCGCGCCGCAAGAAUCGCCUUCCAAGGCGACGAUCGAGUUCUUGCAGCUGCACAACAUCAGAUUCGCCAAGGCUUCAGAGACCAAGCCACCCUCGCACCGACAGAUUCCGCCUACAGUCAAGCUAUCCAAAAAGCCGAAGACAUUGCUAAGAUCCUCAGAGAAAACGUCGUCCAGGGCAAACAGGACGAGUCUCGUGUCUACAAGUUGCGCAUUCAUGAGGACACCGAGCGGGGCGACAACGAUUCUAUCAAGAUAGCCGGCAGCGGCAAGGCGACUAUGGGCGGAUGUGGUUGCAAUUGACGGGCGAAAAGAGUUGGAAGGUUGGAGGCCGUAUAGCAUGGCGGAGAUGCUUGUGACCGUGUAUAACAAAUCGAGUGAUACCCUUACAGUUGAUCUGGCCUUAAUCCUAUCCCAGUUUCUGGGCCCCUUUCCC
Colletotrichum destructivum is the source of this 614-nucleotide messenger RNA. RefSeq names its product Putative LYRM7, LYR domain-containing protein. Gene Ontology annotation, cellular component: mitochondrial matrix. Gene Ontology annotation, biological process: mitochondrial respiratory chain complex III assembly. Gene Ontology annotation, molecular function: protein folding chaperone. The record is from RefSeq and is a predicted model, not a curated record. Bases 152 to 481 code for a protein of 109 amino acids. NCBI's taxonomy places the organism in Eukaryota, Fungi, Ascomycota, Sordariomycetes, Glomerellales, Glomerellaceae. The transcript is spliced from 3 exons.